AUGAACUGUCCACAUUUGAAUCAAGCAUUUCGUAAUGAGAAGACUCGCGACGGCGUCUUGAAAACAUAUAAUAUGAUACGUUACAUCAUCGAGCACAGUACCUUCAAAAAUAGGUAUUUACUAUCGAUGAGGUGCUCCGAGUGCAAUGAGAUAAAUUGCGGAUCGACAUUUAUGUGCCUUCAAUGUGGAUUCUGCGGCUGCUGGAACUCACAACACUUUUUGGCGCACAGUGAAAAGGUCGGACACAUUUUCGGGGUGAACUCCAGCAAUGAGCUUCUUUUUUGUUUCAAAUGCAUGGAUUUUGUGAGUGGUAACGAAAUGCUGGCCAACUCCAUGCUGAUAAAGUGCUGGGAUGAUGUUUCCGUGAAGAGUUUGUUGCCCACUGCACGAGGGCGGGACGGUUUGUGUGGCCUUGUGAACAUGGGUUCGACGUGCUUCAUGAGCAGCAUCGUUCAAACGCUGGUGCACAACCCAUACGUGUUGAAGUACAGUCUCGAUCAGUAUCAUGCGGCCCACUGUACCGUCCAAGACAGUAAAUCUUGCUUCUCCUGCGCCUUAGAUUCUGUGGUGACGAGCUUCUAUGGCCCCUCCGAUGACGUGACCUUUUCUACACAGCAACGGGGGUUCAUAGACCUGCUUUCGUGUGCUUGGAAAAUCGAUAAAAACUUAGCAGGAUAUUCACAGCAAGAUGCGCAUGAGUUCUGGCAGUUCUUCCUAAAUCAAUUGCAUUCCGAUCACACCAGAAUUUCAAAAAACUCACCAACUAAGGUUGGUCAUUGCAAUUGUAUCGCGCAUUCUGCCUUUCAAGGUACUCUAAGAAGUACAAUCAUCUGUGCAGACUGUCAUGAAGGUAGCAAUAACACAUUUGACCCCAUGAUGGAUCUUUCGUUAGAAAUAAAGAAUAAGUUCAACUUGGUCGAAUGUUUGCAAAGUUUCCACGAAGGCGAGACCCUUACAGACUUCAACUACAAAUGUUCCAGCUGUGAAUCUGUUAGGAAUCCAAUAAAACAAAUGAACAUUGCCAAAUUGCCACCAGUUAUGGUAUUACAGCUCAAGAGAUUCGAGCAUCUGAUGAGUGGGACUAGCGUAAAACUUAACGACCCAGUACAUUUUCCAGCCUAUCUAAACAUGACUCCAUAUUGUCAUCAAGAUAGUUCCAGUGGUAUGCCUGUUAUAAUCUACGAACUCGUGGCUGUCAUUUCUCAUGAAGGCUCGGUAAAUCAGGGUCAUUACACCAGCAUGUGCAAGAUACCAGGCGGGCAGUGGUUUCGAUUCAACGACUCUAUGGUUGUAACUAUCUCUGAAGAAGAGGUGCUCAAGCAGCAAGCAUAUCUACUUUAUUAUAUCGUUCGCCAAGUUGGUAGUUCCUGA
Messenger RNA from Lachancea dasiensis, 1371 nucleotides. NCBI's taxonomy places the organism in Eukaryota, Fungi, Ascomycota, Saccharomycetes, Saccharomycetales, Saccharomycetaceae. The record is from the annotation of a GenBank genome assembly.